Molecule: messenger RNA, 1863 nt
Organism: Monomorium pharaonis (pharaoh ant)
Lineage: Eukaryota; Metazoa; Arthropoda; Insecta; Hymenoptera; Formicidae
Gene: B52
Product: serine-arginine protein 55
Exons: 12
Coding region: 137-1291 (384 amino acids)
Biological process (GO): mRNA splice site recognition; alternative mRNA splicing, via spliceosome
Cellular component (GO): ribonucleoprotein complex; nucleus; cytoplasm
Molecular function (GO): mRNA binding
Source: RefSeq, a predicted model, not a curated record
CUACGGAACGCGAGGUGGCCUAUCGCUGCUCCGCGUUAGCGUGAUGUAACGCGGGGCGAUCGUGCGACCACGCUCUCUUACCAGCUUUCGUUCUCGCUCGGCAAAAUUACGGGGCGACGACGCGUUUCGCGAUAGAAUGAGAAAAUCCGCCUCGAUCCGAGCAGAAAUGAGCACUCGAGUAUUCGUUGGUGGAUUAACGUACCGGGUGAGAGAGCGCGACCUAGAGAAGUUCUUCCGGAAAUAUGGUAGAAUCAAGGAGGUCGCUAUGAAGAAUGGAUUUGCCUUUGUGGAAUUCGACGACUACAGAGACGCUGACGAUGCCGUGUACGAAUUAAAUGGAAAGGAACUUUUAGGAGAAAGAAUUACUGUAGAGAGGGCCCGGGGGACACCUAGGGGUAGUGACCAGUGGCGCUAUGGUGACUCCCGUGGUGGUUAUGGGGACUCGAGGCGAUCUGCCCGAGACGAUAUGCGGCACGACAGAGAUAGUGUGAACAGAAACACGAGGACUGCAUCUAGCUACAAGCAAUCAUUGCCCAGAUAUGGACCACCGACACGUACCGAGUAUCGCCUCACCGUGGAGAAUUUGUCGAGCCGCGUCAGCUGGCAGGAUUUGAAGGAUUACAUGAGACAGGCUGGAGAAGUGACGUAUGCUGAUGCUCAUAAACAACGUAGAAACGAAGGAGUUGUCGAAUUUGCGACAUACUCAGACUUGAAGAACGCUAUCGAUAAAUUGGAUGAUACAGAGUUGAACGGCCGUAGGAUCAGACUCAUUGAAGACAAGAGACGCGGCCGUCGUUCAAGAUCCUCUAGUUCGAGGUCGCGCUCCCGAUCUCGAUCUCGAUCACGUCGUCGGUCGCGCUCUCGCUCAAGGUAUAAUCGUCGUUCUCGAUCCCGAUCAAGAAGCCGUCGCAGCUCCCGUAGCCAUAGCCGUCGUAGCACCCGUUCCAAAUCGAGGGCACACUCAAAAUCCAAGUCCAAGUCUAAAUCCAAAUCUCCCGAGCGUAGUCGUUCACGCUCAAAAUCCAAAUCAAGAGACCGCUCAAAGUCGAAAUCUAAGUCAAAGUCCAAAUCCAGAUCUCGUUCUAGGUCCAAGGCUGAGAGGUCAAAGUCCAGGUCGCAGUCCAAAUCCAAAGCCAAGUCUCCCUCAAAGGAUAGGUCGAGCCGCGAGCGUUCCAGAGGUGACAGAUCCCGAUCUCGAUCAGGAAGCAAACACAGCAAGAGCCGUAGCCGCUCUCGUUCACCAAUGAAUGGUGACAAAUCGCCGGAAAGCAGCAAACAAAAAGCCGACUAAACAGAGAUAAAAAAAUCCGCGAACUACUAAACUUUUUACUUUCCUUUUUUUUCUUCUUUCACCAUUUUUAUAUUAAAUCACAUUUGAAAAUAAAUAUCUCAUACUUCUGAUAAUUAAUUGUAAUAAUGAGGUUUUGAACCUAUACAACCAUUGUAUCGAAGCUUUAUCGUCACCUUAACAUUUAAUUUGGAAUAUAAAACGCGAUCAAGGUUUCUUUUACAGAGUCCAGCAUUAUUGUUAAUUUGAGAUAGCUUAAGAUUUAAUUUUUUUAAUCAGGUUAGGCAUGUCUUAUUCUUUCAUUUUUUUAUUACUACUUUUUCUUAGAUCAGAUUAGGUUUAGCGAUACACAUCAAUCGACUUGAACAAUUCGCGCGUUUAGAUAAGUAUUCUUUACUCAUACCUCUGAGACUACAAAUUUUCAAUGUAUUGCCGUCGUAUAAUACGAGUUCCCUUAUAAUGGCUUUUUGUAUAUAUUCCUAACGGUUACAUUACAAUAAGAAAGUAUGUGAUGUGUAUUAAAUUUAGUGGUAAAAGAGAUAUUUCAACUGUCAAUAAAAGUUCAUGUCAAUGCA